AUGCGCUUCACACUGCUCUCUAUUCUCGCUCUCUUCCUGGCGUUCGCCGCCGCGGACUUGGACGUCCAAGGCUGGCUUCACAAGCACAAGCCCGACCGCAAUUUCCGCCGUCAACAGACCCCCUCGGGAGACCUGAUCGCCCCAACCUCUCUAGCAAUAACCGGUGUUGGCUCCAUCACCCUCUCAGAAACGUCCGGGAGCUCGGCCUCCAGCACAAGCUCGUCGAGCUCCGGCUCGGCCACAGACAUGUCGUCCAUGACAGCCAGUACCUCGGGCGCUGGAAUUGCCCCGGUUACGAGCAGUGCGGAGGUCGGAGGUGGCACUACAUCCGCGGCGGACCAGGCUAUUGAGGCCAGUGCUACGAGCGCGGGUCUUGCCGCCCCGACUGGCGCGGUCAACGUCGCUGCGUUGAUGGGGGUGGGUGCCGUGAUGGGGUUGAUGGUAAGCCUGCCGUGCUAG
Molecule: messenger RNA, 459 nt
Organism: Coniosporium apollinis CBS 100218
Lineage: Eukaryota; Fungi; Ascomycota; Dothideomycetes
Exons: 2
Coding region: 1-459 (152 amino acids)
Source: RefSeq, a predicted model, not a curated record